AUUGACUGGCGCGGUGCGUCGAACAGACGAACCGCGAACGACUGCGAGCACGAAGAAAGGCGAGGCGAGGCCGUACUUCCGUUCUCGCGCUCGCGCUCCGGCUACACAAUUCGCGUUUCUAUAUAGAGAAAAGCCUCGAUAAAUUUGCUCGAAAUUAUUUUGCGGUUCGCCGAAGACUUGGUUUACGUAUUAGCAGCGCGUGGCUACUACUUCUCAUUCUCGAAUUGUCUCUGUCGAUCGCAAUUCUGUAGCUAUAUAUCGAUAGGAAGAUGAGGUGGAGCAGCAGCAGCAGCUCAAGGAGAAGAGAGAAAGAUUCCUGCUGAUGCAGAUCCAGUUUUAGCGCGAGGGGCCGCUUUCGUGUGCCCGUCGUCCUCGUUGGAGAGUCGCCAUUUUUACGAACAUAUGCCGUUCGAUAUUAGCGUCGCGGCGGCCGUUCUCUGACCACAUCAUCGCAUCGCAUUUUAUUCGCAUAUUUACCACACCCUGUUUACCCUUGUGACUACAAUUAUUUCGCUAAAAAGAAGAGAGAGAGAGAUAUCGUUGAGAUAGAAAAUCGUAUAUUUUUUAGAAAAAUAGAUCAGGAUAGCUUUAUCGUUGGCGAUAUGUCUUGAGUUUACCAAAGGGAUUAUUUAUUAACUUGGCAAUCAUGCCGCGCAUAGAUCCAUUGUCACUACUUAGGUGCCUAAGUGUCCUACUGGGACCAAACGGAGGCAUCAAGAGUAAAGAUGAAGUCAUUCGUUUGGCAAACCUUAUGACCAAAUUUUCAAAAAAACUUGUUUCUAAAUGCAUUUACAUUCAAAUUCUUAAAUGUACAACUCCUGAACUUCUCAGCCGUUUCAUGGCUGCAGGAGGUUGGAACCUUAUUCACAUGUGGCUUACCGAUGGCAUCUUGGCCAAAAAUUGGGCUCUAAUUCAAGAGUUACUAGAACUUUUGUUACUUUGUCCGGUUGAUAUUGAACGCUUAAAAAGUAAUAAUUGUCCUAAAUUAAUUAAAGGUUUAUCAAAAGAAGGUAGUCAUCAAGGUGUACGGACAUUGGCCAGUCGCCUUGUGGAGCAGUGGUUGAAAAUGGUCAAAGGUGAAACUGUGCCAGUCGGGGUCGGUCAAGCUCUUUCGUCCUUUCCUCAAAAUUCUGUUCAAUCCUUACAACCCAAUGCAAGUAUUACCCCUGUUGCUAGUCAAAACAUUGAUAGUGAAAAUGCUGUGACAGUUCAAUCAAGUGAUUUCCCAGUUGCUCAGAGUUUUCCAAUAACCCAACCUAUCCAAGAUCAGCAACAAAUUAAAACUUGCCCAGUUCAGAAAUCCCCAACAUCUGUCAUAGCUAUUGAUAAACCACAAACAGUAUCAACAACGGCUUCUCCGCCAUCAGUGUUUAGAAUUACGAUACGCGAUGGCAAACAAGUUUUAACAAAAGUUCAAACAGAUCCUGCUAACAUUAAUCUAAUAAGUGCAAAUAGUUUGAGUACAGACAUCAACGGUGAUGUCGCAGAUGAUGUGCUUCCUACAGAAGAUGAAACAGAUAAGCCUGUUGAAAAAAGUGAAGCCACUGUUCAAAGGGUGUUUACAGACCAAAAAAGUACUGUAGGUGAAACGUUAAAUGAUGCCUCAAGUGAAGUGAAAGAUAAUGCAAUUAGCUCUAAAGACGCGAUUGAAACCGAAAAUGGUAAGAAUAAAGACAAUAUCAAUGAAAAAGACUCUAGCAGUGUUAUUAGUAGUAGGUCAACUAGUGAUAAGGAAAAUAGAGAUAAAAAGGAAGAUAAAAAAGGUGUUGGUAGUAGCAGUAGUUCGAACUCUGAUAAAAAAAGCAGUAGUCAGUCUUCUAAAAGUUCCAGCAAACACAGCUCCAGUUCAAGCAAACACAGUUCCAGUUCUCAUCGAUCCAGCUCUCAUCGUUCAAGCUCAAAAAGUAGUAGCAGUUCCAAAGACAAGUCUUCCAAGGACAAAGACAAGGAUAAACAUCAUUCUAGUAGUUCAUCCAAGAGUUCAAGUAGUAAAUCUAGGACUGAACGGGAUAAAGAAAAGGAUAAAUUGAAGAAAGAUCAAGCUGAAAAGGAUAAGGCAACCCUGGAGAAACUACAAAAUCAACAAGCUUUUAGUACAAAAAUGGGAAAAAUUCCCAAAAAGAAGGCUGAUGAUGAAAAGCCAGGAGAUUCUCCAAGUAGAAAGUCUUCAACUGAUUCCAAGGAUAGUUUUAAGGAAAAUAAAGAUAAAACAGAUCCCAAGAAGGUUGUACCAAUUCCUGAAAAGAAAAAUAUUUCAAUAUCUAUUGAAAAUAGAAAAAAUUCUCAAGAAUCAAGACCUAAAACUGUCAAGACUUUUAAUUCCAAGUUCAGAUCUACUGGUCUAGAGGAAGAGAUCAAACCUCCACCUCCAAGAGGCGCGAAAAAAGCUCCUGUAACUGAUAAAAAAGUAUUUCCUCCAAAAAUACCAUUGAAGAGGCCAUCUCCGCUAAGAGAAACUAGUUCAAUAGCAGAAAAGAAAGCCAAGCUUGCAUUGGACCCUCCUACAACUCCACCAAGUGAAGAAAAGAAGGGAGGAAUCAAACUUAUUCCAGCAAAACCAAAGUUGAUGCUUUUGCAAGAGAGCGACAUGUUUAUGGACGCGCUUACGGCUUCGACGAAAAGCAAAGAGCCGCGCAAGAGGAAGCGGCGAACGUCGAUCACGAAAGACGGGCCAACGGAACCGAAAAAAUCGACGGAUAACGGAGCGGCCAACGAUCAGGCCAGCUCUUCGCCGGUUUCCUCGCCGGCUACCUCGCCCACGCACACUGGCAAAGAUGCCGAUGACAAGUCGCUGCUGGCUCUCAAGCCCACUUUCAAGUUUUAUCAGGACACGUUGGAGACCGACGAGGACGAUAAGACGAGAGGGGAUGAGGCCAAAGACGACAGGAUCCACAAGGCUAACGAUGCGGAGGAGGCUGUCAAAAAGGAGAAGAAAGAGGACGACGAGAACGACGAUGACGAGGGCAGUAGAACUCCUACACCAGAGGACGAUUUCGACGACACGAAGGGUCCUAAUUCGCCGGACGAUCCCGCCGCCGCGGUCAGCGAGGCUCUCAAGAAGGAGGAACAGGCGACUCUGGAAAAUCGGCCGAUCGGAGUUCUCAAGAGCGUGCUGUUGCUUCAGAAACGCAAGGGACCAAAGAAGAGUCUGAAAUGGAAGACCGAUUUGGAGGCGAUACGAUACUUCGAGCUCGACGAGACCGAGCGCGUCAAUGUCACGAAAACGUUCACCGACAUGAAGCAAAUGGAGAAGCAGAACGAGCGAGAAGCAUUCCAGAUGGCUAGGAAAUUAAGCAGCGAAGACACGAUGGAGGAGAGAACGAUUUGGAAGGCCUUAAUACCGAUCGAUCUUCCUCCGCCUCUCGUUGAGCCUGGCAAGGAAAGUAGGGAGAAGGAUAUCCAGUAUGCGCGAGAAAAGGGAAUUCUCCAGGCUCUCUACUUCAAUCGCAGCAUGAUACCCGACUCUCCCGCGGAGCCCGACGAGGAGCGACAUCCAAUCUACAUGGAGCCAAAAAUCAUUCCAUUAGACGACCUGACUGGCAACAAAGACAGCGAAAAAGACUUCACCGGCGUCCCGUGGCCGGAACCCAAGCCGCAAUUGCCCGCACCCUCGACCAUAAUGCCCAACUCGUACUUCCAGUCAUUCCGACCCAGUCAGCAUCCUCACCAGCAUCAUCAGCCGGGAAUGCUGCCGCCAGCUGGCGGACAGCCGACGGUAACAGGCAUGACCCCACAAAUGAACUCGAUACCGGCCGUCGCUCCAGAUAUGACGACUGGCCUGCCCGUCGCGAGCGGCGUCAGCGGUGGCGGUGGUGGGGGUGGUGGGGGUGGUGGUGGAUGGAGAACCGGAGAUGGAAAAAUUGUGGUGCCGGACCCCGCAGUAGCCACGCCCAUGCAGGGCAUGUCCGCGAAUUACUCGCAAGGAAUGGACUCGGCAGGAGUUGGCUCGAUGGGCCCACCGGGAAUGAUGGGAGGACCCCAGAUGUACAAUCAAGACGGAUACAUGAUGGGACCCGACGACAUGGGUUACAAUAACUUCCAGGGACCACCGCCUGGUCCUGGCAUGUACGGGCCACCCGGACCUGGAGGACCACCGUAUCAGGGCCCGAGAGGACCACCGAUGCACGGCAACCGAGGACGAGGUGGUCCCGGCUGGUUUAGAGGCGGUCCUCCGAGAGGUAUGCCCUGGAGAGGUGGCUGGAGGGGUAUCGGCAAGCAGCCACCGGUCUGUAGGCAGUUUUCGAAACACGGAUACUGCCGUGUCGGCGACAAAUGCCAGUUCCUGCAUCCUGGAGUCAAUUGCCCGCCAUUCUAAGACUAAGCCCUCGAGCCAAGCAUCUAAGGACAAAUUAUCAAGCUGCAGGUCGGCAAUGUAUUCAUUCGCGAAUACUCCAUUAUCGACGGGUUCGGGCUCAUAGUAGCGAUACUACUAAUAACGGGAUCACGAGGCUCGGUCACGAUGCGCUCGAACCCAGACUCAAAGAACUUUUUAUUUAAUCAUACGUUUUUCCAUCGCUUAAUAUUAGAUCUGUAUCUUGUAAAUAUUAGCGGUAACUGUCGCAGACGACAUAACUACGUUUUAUCAACGGUUAUCAAGAGUAUGCCAAGAGUUUUAUUUGACAUUGUAAAUCAUUCUAAUGUAAAUAUGAUUGUAAAAUUUUGUAAAAACGAACCCUAGUUCUAAUGUAAAGGAGACUGUUUUAUUAGAUCUAGUUUAUGAUACAAGUGGACAGUACCAACUGAAGUGUACUGAAGUUUUCAAUGAAAAUUCAAGAUGACUGAAUGGAUUAUCGAAUGCAUAAUAACUUGAAAAAUCAAUAACUCUAGUUUGGGAAAGUCUUGCUACAAGAUUUCCAAGUCUUUUGUCAAAAUAAAGUAUAACGUUUUUUACAAAUUAAUUAAGGGAACCGGUUAAUUUUUCCACACACAUAUUAUUAUUAUUAUUAUUAUUAUUAUUAUUAUUAUUAUUAUUAUUAUUAUGUUUGUAUAUAGAGUUGUUGUAAGUCAUCAAAUGCUUAAAAUAAUACACAUGUUAUGCAUAUUUUAACAAGUGAAA
Nasonia vitripennis (jewel wasp) is the source of this 5056-nucleotide messenger RNA. It is a transcript of the gene PNUTS, whose product is annotated as serine/threonine-protein phosphatase 1 regulatory subunit 10. Gene Ontology annotation, molecular function: metal ion binding. The record is from RefSeq and is a predicted model, not a curated record. Lineage: Eukaryota; Metazoa; Arthropoda; Insecta; Hymenoptera; Pteromalidae. The transcript has 9 exons. Bases 647 to 4315 code for a protein of 1222 amino acids.